Molecule: messenger RNA, 942 nt
Organism: Heterocephalus glaber (naked mole-rat)
Lineage: Eukaryota; Metazoa; Chordata; Mammalia; Rodentia; Bathyergidae
Source: RefSeq, a predicted model, not a curated record
AUGGAGAACAGGACAGAGGUGACUGAGUUCAUCCUGUUGGGACUGACCAAUGACCCACACCUGCAGGUUCCCCUCUUCAUCACCUUCCUCCUCAUCUACACCAUCACUGUGGCUGGGAACCUGGGGAUGCUCCUGCUGAUCCUUCUGGACCCUCGUCUGCACACUCCCAUGUACUAUUUCCUGGGUAACCUGUCUCUAGUGGAUUUCUGUUACUCCUCGGUAGUCACUCCCUCAUUCAUUGGCAGGCUCCUGACAGGAAACAAGAUCAUUUCCUACAAUGCCUGUGCUGCUCAGAUGUUCCUGUUUACAGCCCUCAUUUGUGUGGAAAAUUAUCUGUUUACUGCAAUGGCCUAUGACCGCUAUGCAGCAGUGUGCAAGCCUCUGCACUACACCUCCACCAUGAGGAGCAGUGUGUGUGUAGGUCUCGUCAUAGGCUGCUAUGUCCUUGGUUUACUGAAUGCCUGCAUCCACACUGGGGAAGCCUUUAGUCAGUCCUUCUGCAGCUCCAACAUGAUUGACCAUUUCUUCUGUGAUGUCCCACCAGUCAUGGCCCUCUCUUGCACUGACAAACAGGUUACUGAGCUGGUUCUUUUUUAUGCCGUUAGUGUCCCCAUUUUCUUUGCCCUCCUAGUGAUCUGGAUAUCUUACUUCUUCAUUUUUGGCACAAUCCUGAGGAUGCACUUAGCUGCAGGACAUCACAAGGCUCUGUCCACCUGUGCCUCCCACCUCACUGCUGUCUCCGUCUUCUAUGGCACAGCCAUGUUCAUGUACUUGCAGCCCAGUUCCAGUCAUUCCAUGGACACUGAUAAAAUCGCCUCUGUGUUCUACACCAUGGUGAUCCCCAUGCUGAACCCUAUAGUCUACAGCCUGAGGAACAAGGAGGUCAAGAGUGCAUUCUUAAAGGUCAAGAGUGCAGUCACUUGGAGACAAAAGAAUGUGUAG